This is a messenger RNA of Camelina sativa (false flax), 713 nucleotides long. The record is from RefSeq and is a predicted model, not a curated record. Lineage: Eukaryota; Viridiplantae; Streptophyta; Magnoliopsida; Brassicales; Brassicaceae.
GAUUAUUAUCAAACCCACAUAACAAAUAUACUUAGAGAAAAAAGAAAAAAAAAAUAGAGAAUGACACUAGGAGGAUAUAUCUCUGUUGAGUUUGAUAUCAAGUCUCCGGCGUAUAGAUUCUGUCAAGGUUACAUGGCGCUAGCGAAAACCACAAGAGACCAAUUUUCGACUGAGGAGUUAAAGGUUGAUCUACCUUCGGAGAAGAAAAAGGUUCGGCUAAGAAUGGAGGGCUUUGAGAUCUCGGAGUGGUUCAACACGCUGAUAAUACCUGAUCUCAUAGACAGUGAUGAUGAUGAUGAAGACGAGGCCAACUCGCGAGACCCAGAUUACUUCACGAAGCUCGAAGGAACCAUGACCGUCAUUCAGACGGAAGGCUGUGACGGUGGCCGAGCAAUCUGGACCAUACAGUAUGAGAAGGUUAGCGAAGACAUCAAGGACCCACGUUUCAUCGCCGACACUACUACAAGAUACUUUCAGGCGAUGGAUAAGAGAGUCUUCUCAAAUCCUUAGAAUGAUCCGAAAUAGUCAAAACAAAGUAUAUAUAUAUCGAUCAUACAGUUUAUAAUAAUUUAUGUUACUAGUUAUCGUUUAAUUAUGGUUGGCAUAUAGGAAGUAUUUGCUCUUGAAGCUUUCAAGAUGCAUAAUUAUCAUAUCGAUCUGCAUAUUAUUGUUGUAUCGACGAUAAAUUUCUAAUAAAAGGAAUCAUUUCUUAA